CUCUGCGGCCCCGCCUCGGCUCGCUUCCUCUGCUGCCGGUCGCCAUGGCCUCCGCCGCCAGGGAGAGCGCGGGCUCGGGGCGCGGACGGCCGCCGCGGCACCGGGCGCUGCGCGGGCUGCUCCUGCUGUGCUUGUGGCUGCCCAGCGGCCGCGCGGCUGGGUCGCCCUCCGCGCCGCUGUCCGAGCUGCACGCGCAGCUCUCGGGAGUGGAGCAGCUGCUGGAGGAGUUCCGCCGGCAGCUGCAGCAGGAACGGCCGCAGGAGGAGCUGGAGCUGGAGCUGCGCACGGGCGGCGGCCCGCAGGAAGGCUGUCCGGGCCCGGGCGGCGGCGGCUACAGCGCCAUGCCGGACGCCAUCAUCCGCACCAAGGACUCCAUCGCGGCCGGCGCCAGCUUCCUGAGGGCGCCGGCGGCCGUGCGGGAUUGGCGGCAGUGCGUGGCGGCCUGCUGCCUCGAGCCGCGCUGCUCCGUGGCCGUGGUGGAGCUGCCCCGGCGGCUCCCGGCCCCCGCCGCCGCGCUCGGCUGCUACCUCUUCAACUGCACCGCCCGCGGCCGCAGCGUCUGCAAGUUCGCGCUGCACCGCGGCUACAGCAGCUACAGCCUGAGCCGGGUCCCGGAGGGCGAGCAGGAAGGCCUGGAAGCUGGCGCCCUGGCCACCGGCCGAGCCGAGCUUCGGCUGGAAAAGGACGAGCCUCCACUUAGCAAGGCCGGGCAGGAUGUGGUUUUGCACCUGCCCACAGAUGGGGUGAUUCUGGAUGGCCGUGAGAGCACAGAUGACCAUGCCAUCGUCCAGUAUGAGUGGACACUGCUGCAGGGGGACCCGUCAGUGGACAUGAAGGUGCCUCAGUCAGGAACCCUGAAGCUGUCCCACCUGCAGGAAGGAACGUACACCUUUCAGCUGACUGUGAUGGACACUGCUGGGCAGAGGAGCUCCGACAACGUCUCGGUGACGGUGCUUCCCGUGGCCUUCUCCACAGGAGGAUGCUCAAACGCUUGCUCGCGCUACCACUUCUUUUGUGAUGAUGGCUGUUGCAUUGACAUCACACUGGCUUGCGACGGAGUGGAGCAAUGUCCCGACGGGUCUGAUGAAGCUUUCUGUCAAAACUUAAGCCUUGACCGCAAGAUGGUGACCCACACGGCAACCGCACAGCCUAGAACCACAGGACCCGGCAAAGAGGCAGGUGGGGGCUCCUUGUUGGAAAAGUCCCAGAAAGUCACUGCCCCCAAACAGCCACCUGUGUUAUCAGCCACGGAGAAGAGGAAUCAUUCCACUUUUUGGGGACCAGAGAGUCGCAUUGAUCCUGGGAUGCCAGCCCAACAGGUCAGCCAAAUCCCUCAAGGAUCCAGACUGAAGCAUGGACUUAGGAGAAUGCAUGAUUUCUGUACAGAGGUAGUGGUUCCUCAGGGAAGAAUGGAAAAGAGAAAAAUUAUAUUUUUGAGUCAAAGAGCAGUCAAAGAGAACACCCAGCCCCAGAAGCAGGUGCAGUGCUGCCCCUGGCCCUGGGUUUGGCAAUCACGGCUUUGCUGCUUCUCAUGGUUGCUUGUCGACUACGACUGGUGAAACAGAAACUUAAAAAAGCUCGUCCCAUUACAUCUGAGGAAUCUGACUACCUCAUAAAUGGGAUGUAUCUAUAAUAAGUGUAAUUUAAAUAGCUGAGGUCAAGGACAUGUUGCACUUAUAAUUUAUACAUAUAUUGGGUUAUAUAAUACAUAUAUUGGGUUACAAUAUAUAAUUGUAAACUCUUCUGUUUUUAACUGGGCUAAGAAAACUACUGAAAACCCUAGAGAUUCUGCAAGACCUAAAUCUUUGUUUUUAUUUAUUGAUUUUCCUUGGAAAGUAUGUGAACUAUUUUGAAAUUUAGAGAGAGGAGUCCAUAUGAUUAAAGACCUUUACAUAGCUGAUUCUGAUUUAUAUAAGGUAUCCCUAAAAACAGAAAUUUGUAGUUAGCCAAGGCAGAAAAUUCAGUCUCUCAAGAGGUGGCCUGAGAAGGGCAGUGUUAACUCUUUACUUUCUGCCCUGCUUCCCUUGUUCUGUGGCCUCCUGUUCCUCACGUUCAGCUUCCAGGGCUCUCUUUUCCCUUCUCCCCUUCAAACCUGUUUCUGAGGAUGGAUCUCAAGUGUUUAUACCCUCAAUGAGAUGGUAUCUAUGGCAGGAAUAUCUUAAUUAUAAACCUAAGGAGCAGAUCAAAGAGGCCUCGGGGAAGGUGAAUAUGGGUUCUUCCCAAUGCCUCUGACAUCAUUAACUUUGGGAGAAAAACUCAGACUUUGGAUUACGUAGCUCUGACAUGGUCAUUAAAUGAGAUAGGAAAUCAAGGUGGAAGCAGAGAACCCAGCAGGUCAAAAAUUUUAACAGAAACUUAGCUGAGGGCAAAAUGAGCAAAGAAGGUGAUUAGUUCUUUCUUAUAUCUACUCAACUUGAUGGUCCAGAACACAGUUGUUCAUAUAUAUAGUCACUGGUUUUCAACAUUAGUUAUGUGCUGAAGGAAGGAAAAAUGCAUUCAAAUUGAAAAGCAGAACACUGAAUGGAUUUCUGGGUACGGCUUUUGUAAAAACAUCAUGUGUUUAAGUAUCAGCAGUUCUUAUGUCCAGUGGAGUGAGCCAGUUUUUCCAUUAUUUAUUUAAUGCUCUAAAAUGUUAUAAUGUGCAAACAGCUAAUGCCAGGCUUAUGUAUUCCCAGAGCAUAAAGGAGUUUUGCACAAAUUCAUCUUUACAGAAAACCAGCAUCUAGCUUAUUAGCAUCUUUUACCUUUUAAUCUUCAGGAUUUUAAAGGCAUAUUAUUUCCAUCAUUGCUUAAUGCUGGGAUUAUGCACAUUCUAGAAAUUAUUCUACUGAGAGGAACAUAUGUUGUGAUGUUCCUAUUUACAUAAUAUGGUUUUUUACUGUUAAGUGGCAAAUCUUUUAAAAUUGUUGAAACCCUCUAGAACACUUUAUUUUUAGACUGAACCUGAUAUAGGCUUUUCCUUUGGCAAAGGACUUAAUUUGGGUCACAGAUAUAACUGAAUACAUUAACAAAUGGAUGAGUAGUUCUAGGAAAACAAAUAAAUUGGUUAUUUUUAUUUCCUGAGAAACUCAAGCGUUUUGUUGAAUUUUAGAAUUGAGCAGAUUUAAACUUUUCCUCAAGGAGUUUAGAGAAAUGACUGUGUGAAUGAACUGAAGAUUUUGUACUCUGUAUGUGAUGCUGUGCAGUUUGUUUUUAUAUAGAAGGAUGUCACCUACAGCCAUACCCAAUAAAAUAAAACCUGAUGAGGCAUGCAUCUUUCAGCACAUCUUUUAUACACGAAAAAAUUAAACACAAGUUAGUAUUGGUACGGUGUUGAAAUACUUGACAAAAGAUGUCCCAUAUCUAUAUGUACAAUAUUCCUUUAAUAAAUUGUAUUAUAUUUUAA
This is a messenger RNA of Camelus dromedarius (Arabian camel), 3385 nucleotides long. RefSeq names its product LDL receptor related protein 11 (gene LRP11). The record is from RefSeq and is a predicted model, not a curated record. The transcript is spliced from 8 exons. Bases 45 to 1559 code for a protein of 504 amino acids. Gene Ontology annotation, molecular function: protein binding. NCBI's taxonomy places the organism in Eukaryota, Metazoa, Chordata, Mammalia, Artiodactyla, Camelidae.